UUUGUAUUUCAGGAAGAGGGCAAGUCUGAACCAUCAAAGGAAGGAGAGAAUAAGGCUCAACCGCCAGAAGAAAAGAAGGAGGAAGAGAAGAAAGAAGAAUCGGUAGCCAAAACACAGCAGUCCGCUGAGCCGGCACAGCAGCAGCAAUCUGCCGAACAGCCAAAGAAAACGCAGAUGUCGGAUGAGGAGAAGAAAGAAGAAAAGGCAGAGGCCAAAUAA
Molecule: messenger RNA, 219 nt
Organism: Cylicostephanus goldi
Lineage: Eukaryota; Metazoa; Nematoda; Chromadorea; Rhabditida; Strongylidae
Source: the annotation of a GenBank genome assembly